CUUUCCUUCGUCGUUCAGUUAGCCUAUCUCAUUCUACUUGAUCCCUCGCUUGACGCAGUUGGCUAGCUUGAACUACCAGACUCCCUUGUACAAGCUCGAAUACACAAACCAUGACUCUGCCCAGCUCGUCCAACUCUAUCAACAACACCAACAACAGUCAAAAUCUCUCCUCUUCAGCCCAACAACCCAUUGCGCUAUCUCGUUCCCCACGAGGUGAAUCGUCCCCUUCAACCUUUACACCCGUUUGGUCCGUCGAUCCUCCUCCUCCUCGUCCUCCUCCUGAGUCCGCCCCUCCUUUGGGUGCCAGGACGUCUGUGCACAAUCUCCAGGCUCAGCUUGACCAUUUGACGAAAGGGGACGAACCGUUGAGUGAAAAAUGUCAAGUCCAACAGAUGCACAGGGAGACAUGCUGUAAAGAGCUCAAGGGAGAGGAUGAGAGACAUCUGAUAGCCCCAGCCGUCGUCAGGGAUAUUAUCGUUGGAUUGUCCGAUGGCCUCACUGUCCCGUUUGCGUUGACCGCUGGACUAUCGUCCAUCGGGUCAUCGAGAUUGGUCGUGACAGCUGGUCUUGCAGAACUGUGCGCUGGAGCUAUAUCAAUGGGUCUCGGAGGUUUCCUCGCAUCGCAAGCCGAACUAGAUCAUUACAAGUACCUUCAACGACAGACUCACGCCCGGGUCGUCCGUUCAUGCGCGGCUCAAAUGGAGAGGGAAGUCCAUGAACUUCUCGGACCCUACGGUAUCAAAGAGGUGACGAGUCGAUUGAUCGUCGAUCAACUGGCGGGAUUAGAAGGAGGAGGAAGAGAACAUCGUUCACCGAAGAAUUCAAUGGGCAUCGAAGGUGUCUAUACGCCUGCUCCCCCUCUCCCUCUCGCACCAUCCCCUCCUCCUCGACGCAACAUCUCUCGAUUCAACUUUCAAGCCUUGUUUCGGUCAAACGAUACUGCGGAGACAGGAUCCAUAGGACCAAGUGAAGAUAUUGGACUCACGCCGUUCUUGGUCAAGUUUGGCGAAGGAAUGGAGGCCGUCUCAAUCUCCCGAUUAUGGAUCUCCGCCUUGACUAUCGGCAUGUCAUACUUUAUCGGAGGUCUCGUCCCUUUGAUACCUUACAUGGCUCACGCAGAUACGAGGAACGGUCUGAUCAUUUCAGCCAGCGUGACCGGUCUCGUCCUGUUCAUCUUUGGAGCCUUUAAAACGUACUUCACGGGGGCUAAAGGUGGUUUCGGAGGAUACCUGUACGGCGCGACUAGCACACUUAUUGUAGGUGCGAUCGGUGCCGGUGCAGCGUACGGAUUGGUCAGAGCCAUGAACGUAAAGGAGGCGUAAAUGGGAAUCUCAAGGAGAGUGAAGAAAGGAGAAAAAGGAAGCAGAAGCAGCAGAAGCAGAAGCGGAAAAGGUAGACCAGACAUUGAUACAUAGCAUGCGGCUCAUAGUCCGGGUCACGCGUCAUCACAGGUCUACAAGCAUGUACAGCUGUCUCUCCG
Molecule: messenger RNA, 1480 nt
Organism: Kockovaella imperatae
Lineage: Eukaryota; Fungi; Basidiomycota; Tremellomycetes; Tremellales; Cuniculitremaceae
Product: VIT family-domain-containing protein
Exons: 4
Coding region: 111-1322 (403 amino acids)
Biological process (GO): intracellular manganese ion homeostasis
Cellular component (GO): fungal-type vacuole membrane
Molecular function (GO): iron ion transmembrane transporter activity; manganese ion transmembrane transporter activity
Source: RefSeq, a predicted model, not a curated record